CUCACGGCCCGUACCGGCAACGUUGCUCUCGCGCACCGCUGACGGCAGGCCGCGGUCUCGCGCAGAGCGUGCGACACACUCGUGAGCGGUAAACGCACACCCGAUGUUUGUGUUUUGGAGUUCCUCCUGGUGAUAAAAUAUAUCGAAAUCGCGCGUCGAUUCGCGCGAGUGAGCGCGCGCGCGCGCACGCACAACGACGGCGUCGUCGUGGCAUGUAGUAGCGCCGGUCCACGUCGCCGUUACCGUCGGCCCUCGAGAUGUGGACGACGACGAAGACCACCAAGUACGGCGUCGCUGUGUACAAUUGGCGAGGGGACACGCGCUAUGGAUUACCCCUGGAAAUCGGAGAAACCGUGCAGAUCCUGGAGGAGUGCGCCGGCUGGUACAGAGGCUUCUCGACGAAGAAUCGCGCGGUAAAGGGGAUCUUCCCCAGUUCCUACGUGCACCUGAAGCCCUGCAAGAUCGACAAUGAGGGUCUCUUCGAGUCGGUCAUACCGCUGGAGGACCCGGUGGUUCGGGAAGUCACUCUCGUGCUGCGGGAGUGGGGCAGCAUUUGGAAGAGGCUGUACGUGGAACGCGAGGAAUACAAAUUCAACGCGCUGCGCAAAGUGAUGCGAGAGCUGCUGGAAUGGCGGCGGCUGCUUUUGGCCGGCACCCUCACCACCGAUAAGACACGAGAGCUGAAGCUGCGAGUAAUCAAUAAGGUGGACUGGGGCAACCGAAAGCUCGGCCUGGAUCUGGUGCCACGUCAAGGUGCUCACAUGGUGGACCCGGAUACCAUGUCCGUUGUCGAAUUAUAUCAUGUGCACGUGCAGAGCGCCGAGAACUCGCAGGGCGCGUCCGCCCGUGGCACCCUGCGCCGCAAGGAGCACAAGAAGAUCCUCACCCACCACCUGCACUUCUGCAUGAGGGACUUCGGCCACUCGGUCGGCGAGGACACCGAGAUCUACUUCUCAUUGUUCGACGCUAAACGGCUGCAGUACCUGAGCGAGCGCUUCCUCGUGCGCAUCUCCAAGGAGGGCUUCUCCAACUACGUGGAGAAGAUGCACAACAACUGCACCAUCUUCACGGACCUCGGCAACUCCGAUCUCAGCCGGGACCUCUACAUGAUCGCCCACGUGAUGCGCUGCGGCCGCAUGCUGUAUUCCGACUCCGGCAAGAACAAGACCGGGACCGCGACUUACAGACGGCCCCACGGGGUCGCGGUGCUCUCCCUGGCGAUGCUCUCCUUGACCGAGGCUGCGCAGGAUCACGCGGAGGAGCACGAGGUGACGUUCAAGGUGUACCAGGGCGACGAGAAGGAGUUUCACCAACUGCACGAGCAGAUCAUUCGCAACAACAAGUGCUCCCCGCUGCCCGGACAGCCCAAUUACGGGAUAGUGGUGUCCCUUCGUAUUCUGCAUGGCGAGUUGUCGCAGGUUCGGGAGGAGAAUCCGUUGCUGUUCAAGAAUAUCUGCCUCACGAAGAAGCUCGGCUUCUCCGACGUCAUUAUGCCGGGCGACGUGCGCAACGAUCUCUACCUCAAGUUGGAACGAGGUGAAUUCGAGCGCGGCGGAAAGUCCACCGGCAAGAACAUCGAGGUGACCAUCUUGGUUCUGGACGCGGAUGGUCAACCCUUGGAGGGGUGUUUAUUCGGGGCUGCGGGGAUGGACGGUAAUUCCGAAUAUCAGAGCUUGGUGAUAUAUCAUCACAACAGCCCGUCGUGGGCGGAAACCGUGAGACUGGCGAUACCCAUCGACAAGUUCUACGGGAGCCACGUGCGUUUCGAGUUUCGACACUGCUCGACCCGCGAGAAGAACGACAAGAAACUCUUCUCCUUCGCGUUCGUACGGCUGAUGGAGCCCGGAGGAGCUACCCUCCAGGACGGUCCUCACGAGCUCUACAUUUACAAAUGCGAGGAACGCGCGAAAUUGGACUCGCUGAGUUACCUGUCGUUGCCGAGUGGCGCGAGGGAACCGAGCGCCUCAGGUCCGCCGGCCUUCUCCCGCUCGCCCAAGGAAGCGGUGUUCGUGCACACCUUGCUGUGCAGCACCAAGCUGACGCAGAACGUCGACCUGCUCAGCCUGCUGCAGUGGAAGGCCCACCCGGAACGGAUCUCCGAGGCCCUCAGCCGCGUCCUUCGGCUGGACGGCGAGGAGCUGGUGAAAUUCCUGCAGGACAUCCUCGACGCACUGUUCUCCAUGUUCCACACGGAGGACGGCAAUUCGACGGCGCACUCGGGCCUCGUGUUCCAAGUGCUCGUCUCCAUCUUCAGCCUGCUGGAGGACUCCAAGUUCGAACACUUCAAGCCGGUGAUGGACGCCUACAUCUCCGACCACUUCGCCGCCGCUCUGGUGUACAAGGGCCUGCUCAGCAGCGUGCAGCACUGCGCCGACUGGGUGACCGCCGCGGAGAAACAGGAGCCGAUCAUGAAGUGCUUCCGCUCGCUCGAGUACAUCUUCAAGUUCAUCAUCCAGAGCCGGCUGUUGUUCGCCCGGGCGACCGCCGGCCAGUACGAGGACAGCUUCAAACGCGACCUGUACUGCGUGUUCGCCGCCUUAAACAAGAUGCUCUGCAUCCCGUAUGAGAUGGUGCUGCUGUCGCAGAUCGCCCUGCUGCUGUCGAUCGCAGCGGUGUUCGAGCAGCUGGUGGCGGUGCUGCCGGUCCUCGAGGUCGCCAAGCUCACCUGCACGAUGCUGGACUCGGUGCCGCGGGAGUCGUCGCUCCAGCUCACGCAGGCCAAACUGGUGGCGAUUAAGAACCUCACCUCGUCCAGCCUGUUCCGCGAGGACGACGAGAGCAGGAACCUGCUGCUCGUCACCAUGUGCAAGCACCUGCGGCUGCACCUCGCCCGCCGGGAGGAGCUGCGCUCCUGCACCGACAUCCUGGGCGAGAUACUCAGCUUCCUGCACAAGCGCGGCCGGGACGCGAACAAGGUGAACAACUGCAUCCACCACGACGUCGAGACCCUCUGCCUGUCCGUGCUCGACGUGCUCAUACAGACCAUACAGAUCGUCGUCAAGACCAGCGGCCCGGUCCUCGGUUGCCUGGUGGCUUGCCUGAUCGGGCUGCUCCAGCUGCUCGAUGAGUAUCACUACUCCCGACUCUGGGAGGAGUUGACGCACACCGGCGAGCGGAAGCCCCUCAAGGACUUCCUGCUGAAGGUUUUCGAGGUACUGGGCGAGCUCGUUCGCCAGGAGGUCUUCCCGCCUGAUUGGCUGGUCAUACGGAUGCAGGCCAACAACGUUAUCCUCAGGUCGCUGCAGGAACUCGCGCAGCCGCUCGCCUUCCGCUUCCUCCACGGCAGCUUCGACUCGCAGCUCUGGUCGACGUACUUCAACCUGGCGGUGGCUUACCUCACCCAGCCGUCCCUCCAGCUCGAGCAGUUCUCCGAGGUGAAGAGGGAGAAGAUCGUGGAGAAGUACGGCGACAUGAGGGUCCUGAUGGGCUUCCAGAUAUUGUCCAUGUGGUCGCACUUGGGCGAGCGCAAGUUGGAGUUCAUACCCGGCAUGGUCGGGCCCUUCCUCGAGGUCACCUUGGUGCCCGAGAGCGAGCUCCGCAAGGCGACUCUGCAUAUCUUCUUCGACAUGAUGGAGUGCGAGCAACGGACCCGUGGCAGCUUCAAGCUGGUGGAAUCCGAGUUGAUCGACAAGCUGGACAUUCUUAUCAGCGAGAACAAGGGUGACGACGAGUACAGGCAGCUGUUCAACACUAUGGAACACCUUAGCGCCGUAUUAUUGGACAGGGUGCAGUCCGAGGACCCGGCCUGGAAGGACAGCGGAACCGCCUUCAUAACGUCCAUCACGCGCUUGUUGGAGAGACUCCUCGACUACAGGAGUGUCAUCCAGGGUGACGAGAAUCGCGACAAGCGUAUGUCGUGCACCGUGAAUCUCUUGAACUUCUACAAGAACGAGUUCAACCGGAAGGAGAUGUAUCUGCGCUACAUCUACAAGCUGCACGACCUGCAUCUGGCCGCUGAAAAUUACACGGAGGCCGGUUUCACGAUGAAGCUGUACGCCGAUCAGCUGGACUGGGGCUCCACGAUGCUGCCGCCCGAUCACGCUCAUCCCCAGCAGCCGGAGUGGCAGCGCAAGGAAUUGCUCUAUCACAAGAUCAUACAUUAUCUCGAUCGCGGCAAGUGCUGGGAGAAGGGCAUACCUCUGUGCAAGGAGCUCGCGGAGCUCUACGAGACCAGGCUGUACGAUUACGCCAAGCUCAGCCACGUGUUGAAACUGCAGGCAACGUUUCUCGAUAACAUCCUGACGCAGCUGCGACCCGAGCCGGAGUACUUCCGCGUUGGCUUCUACGGUCUCAGCUUUCCGCUUUUCGUCAGGAACAAAUUAUUCAUCUAUCGUGGUCUGGAGUACGAGCGGAUUGGAGCAUUCACGCAACGGCUGCAGACCGAGUUUCCCUGCGCCCAGAUACUGAUGAAGAACUCCCCGCCGGACGAGAGCAUCCUGACCUCCGAGGGUCAAUACAUUCAAAUCUGCAACGUGAAGCCGAUCCCCGAAGACGGCAGUCUCGCCGGUAGCGCUGCGGAGGUGCCGGAGCGCGUGGUCGCCUUUUAUCUGGUGAACGACGUGCGCAGGUUCACGUUCGACCGACCGCUUCACCGGGGCCCGGUGGACCGCGAGAACGAGUUCAAGUCGCUCUGGAUCGAGAGAACGACGCUGACGACGGAGGCACGGCUGCCGGGCAUUCUGCGCUGGUUCGAGGUGAUCGAGAAACGGUCCGAGUUACUGGCGCCGGUGCAGUACGCCUGUGAAACCAUGCAGAGCGUGGAGAAAGAACUGAGGCGACUGGUCACUCAGUACAGAGCCGAGCCGCACCGGAACAUCAACCCUUUCAGCAUGAGACUGCAGGGUAUCAUCGACGCCAACGUGAUGGGCGGCAUCACCAAGUACCAGGAGGCCUUCCUCACGUCGGAGUUCGCUUGGCAGAAUCCCGAAAUGGUGCCUCACGUGAACCGACUGAAGGGCCUGAUUCUGGAUCAGAUGAACGUCCUCGAGUCCGGCUUGGUGCUGCACGGCCAGAUCGCGCCGGAUGGCGUGCAGCCGCUUCACAAGAGGCUGAUCGAGAGAUUCACGCAGCUCAAGCAAGGUCUCGGACCUCUCGCCAGGCAGAGGACCAUUCAUCAAGAUAGUAUCGUCAACUCGCCACUGCCACCCCUGCCAAUCAACGAGAAGCAGCGUCCAGCCACUCUGGAGACCGUCGGUUCUCGAGCGUCGCAUGCUGACAGUGACGGUCUACCGGAGGACGAAGGCUUCUACACCAGAGUGGACGGCGCACCGCCGCCUAUUCCUCAACGAGAGGUUCGGCCACGUUCCGUCGGUUACGGUUCCACACCACCGAGACCGACGCAUCAGCGAUCCCUGAGCAAACCGCUCAGUCCGAAACUGCCACUGAGGCAUUCUCUGCCAACCCCAACCGACGGCGUAGACCAAAGCGGCCUCAGGAGUUCCUGGAGCGAGCCCGGGCCUGAGCCCGCACCGCCCUUGCCACCCCGAGGCUGCACGCUUCUUGUUUCAGCUCCGGACAAGAGAGACGCGAACACAAACGCGAACACCGGGGUGCCGCCGGCGCCGCCGAAGCGUUUAGCGCACAAACGUAAUACCGAAUGGAGCACAGACGACGACUCCGAGAAUACGCAGAACGAGCCGAACGAUCUGCGCGACAGCGGCAUCUCCACCGCCAGUCUGCUGGACUUUCAGUCGCACUUGACGAACCUGAACAACCUCGGCUACGAGGACUUUGAGCCGCGCUCCAGGUGCAACGAUAUCAUGAACAUCUCCCCGCCCUCUGUGAUAAGCGCGCUAAAUGUCUCCACUGGUAACUUCGUCAGCGGCACAUUCCAGGGCUCGCAUUCUCUUCCGGGCCAAGAGGUGAGCCCUCCACCAAUUCCUCCCAAGGCCCACCAGGACACUCCUUCGGCCCCGUCGACCUUGGAGAGAGUGUCCAACCGGACGCAGAGUCACGGCCACUCGGAGAACUACUCCGUGCCGAAGAUGCAGACGCUCUCCGUGGCGUCCGACACGGAGAGCACCGUGUAGCGACGAUGUAUCCCCCUAGUCCUUAGCGUUUAAUCGUGAUGUCUAUGUGCCAUGGCCGGACGCGAAUCCUGUGUACUCGAUUCGAGUCCAGUAUCGGGCGGACUUUCUUAGACGGUAACUUAACAUAAGCGUAAGAAUGUCGUCAUCAUCAUCGUCGUCGUCGUCGUCGUAUCUAAGGGGAGGAGCGCGGAGACCUGUCGUUUAUAGAAGGACAUCCGCACGUCGCCCCGUACGUAGCUGGUAGCCAUAAGCGAAACAAAUCGAAAGCCGCAGAUCCGACCCGAAAUCGGAUCCUUCCGAGAAUCUAACACGAUAUGGAUUGCACGCGUUGUAUUCCCGGGGAAACAAAAGGUCAUACGUGAAAUUUGCCUAUAUAUAUGGCUGUAUAUAAUCGUCCGUAACGAAAAAAUACUGUUGUUUACAAAUGAUAUGCAGAUACAAUCGAAGUAAAGUUUCCGGCUACUUGCGCUCCUGACAGCACGUGAUAUCGACAUUUAAUUAAAUGGCAUCAAUUAUUUUCCUAUAGACAUAUAUGAUCAUACAUGUAACCACAUAUAUGGGCAAGAUUCAUAUAUGAUUUUAUAUAAUUAUAUAUGAUCAUAUAUAAUCUUUUUUUUCUCGGGAAUUCGUACCAGGGAUAGGCGAUGUUGGGAAAAACGAAUCGACGUCCGGAUCGGAAAAAGAAAUCAAAUUUUGAUAAUCAAUUACAUUCUAAAGGCAUUUUAAAUAUUCAUAUUAAUUUGUAAUCUAUUCGAUAUGUUAAUAAGAGUUAUAUAAAUAAGUUAGUGAAAAAUAAAUAUGCACACUCAGGAACCACACGUUCACUAUCGACGAGUUAAUAGUAAAAACUACCACGACCGGAUAAAUUUGCUGCGUCAGAAAUGGGCCCGUGGAUAAUUUGAGAACGACGACAUCAUCGACUGUCCAUGAUCAUUCGAUAUAAACAUUUCUAUAUUUAGCGUAUAAUUAAUUUUACAAUUUAAAAUUAUUUCUUAAUAUUCUGUAGGCAUAUGUGUACAUAUAUAGCCCUACGAUAUAUAAAAGUAUAUUAUAUAUUCUUUUGUAAAACUGCAUUUGUGUGCGGUUAUCACAUAUGCUAAUUUGACGCGAAAUUCAUCGACAGGGCAGAUUGUUAGGGAAAAAUGAAGGAAUUUCGAAGAAAUUCGCGUUGUCUACAUCAAAUCUCGUGAAAUUGGCGGUCUUUACUAUUACUUCGUACGUUGAGAAUUAUGUAAUCGAUAAUGAGAAGAGCGUGAAGAUAAUCGUUCCUUUAACAGAAGAAGAGAAUCGAACAACGAUUCAUCGGUCAAACAUCGCCCAGCUCUAAGUCGUAUUUUCGUGAAGAAAGAAAUCGAGAGAGAGAGAAAGAGAGAAAGAGAGGGGAGGCGGAGGUAGGGGGUAGAAAUGGACAGUAAUAAUCGCUCUUGAACACCGAGAACGUCCAAUGAGAUCAUUCUCAUCCCCGGGACGAUUGGACACCGGAUGCUUGGACGUGAUCGGCGAUCGAAUCGCGAUGACACAUAUAUAUAUCUCGAUUUUACGUUGGAAACGUCGCUCUUCCGAGCGUAACAAUCUACACACACACACACGCUCAGAUACAUACACACGCGCGCACACACACACACAUACACAUUCUAUAUUUUGUAAUUUAUUUAUAUUUUCGAUGAGAAUAAUAAAGGUAAUUUUUAUCAACAACGACACUGGCUGCAGACUGAUGUGAGUUGAAGUAAUGUUCGCCGUGACUCCCGUCGUCGAGUUGAGCGGUGCGGGGUGUGCAGAAUAAAAGAGGAAAGCAAAAAAGCGAAAGCAAAGGAACGGACUCCGCUCUGAAGGGUAUAUAAAUUAUGUAUUUCAUUCUUUCUUUCGGCAUACGAAUAUAUAUAUAUAUAUAAAUAUAUACAAAAGUAUAUUAAAAAACCGCGCCGCGUAAUUGUACGCUCCGACUUAUACUAUUUCUUCUUCUUCUUCUUCUUCUUCUUCUUAUUCUUCUUCU
This is a messenger RNA of Dinoponera quadriceps, 8022 nucleotides long. It is a transcript of the gene spg, whose product is annotated as dedicator of cytokinesis protein 3. Gene Ontology annotation, cellular component: cytoplasm; plasma membrane. Bases 258 to 6029 code for a protein of 1923 amino acids. NCBI's taxonomy places the organism in Eukaryota, Metazoa, Arthropoda, Insecta, Hymenoptera, Formicidae. The record is from RefSeq and is a predicted model, not a curated record. Gene Ontology annotation, biological process: small GTPase-mediated signal transduction. Gene Ontology annotation, molecular function: guanyl-nucleotide exchange factor activity; small GTPase binding. The transcript has 18 exons.